AUGAGCGCAAGUAAUGGUCUGCCCACCGCCACGAAUGGCACCUUCGCUGCUGCGGGUGACGACGUCGUGGUCACGCUGGACGACAUUGAACGCCUCGCAAACUCCAGCCAGAAGACCGGGUACUUUGACUACUACAACUGUGGUUCGGGGCAGGAGCAGACGCUUCGGGAGAACAUGUCGGCUUUCAUGAGGUUGCGCCUGCGUCCACGGGUGCUACGGGGCGUGGCGCAGAGGAGCACGGAGGUGACGCUGCUCGGAGACCAGAGGCUCUCGUUUCCCGUGGGCAUCUCGCCCACCGCAGCCCACAAGGCGGUGCACACGGAUGGGGAAGUGGCCACCGCAAAGGCUGCCCGGGAUGCGAAGACCGUCAUGGUUUUAAAUACCUUCAGCCACACUUCUAUUGAAGACGUCCGGAGAGCGGUCCCGGAUGGGCUCUUCUGGUUCCAGACGGGCAUCUACAAGGAUCGAGAUUUUACCAGACAUCUCGUGCAGCGCGCCGAACGAGCGGGUUUUAAGGCGGUGCUUCUGACCGUGGACAUGGCCGUUCCCGGAUGCUGGAAAGACAAGCUCGGCGCAGCGUCCACACUCUCGAGCGAUCCGCCAAAAAUGGCCAAUCUGCUAGGCACUUCGAUGCACCACUACACAGAAGGGGCAGGUGGCGGUUACAGCGACAUGAUCGACGCCUCCGUGACCUGGGCCGACGUCACCUGGCUCAAGAGCAUCAGCAAGUUGCCCGUGGUCGCGAAGGGGAUUCUGACAGCCGAAGAUGCGGAGGAAGCGAUCAAGCACGGAGUCUCAGCCAUUUUAGUUUCCAACCACGGCGGUCGACAACUGGACGGUGUCCCGUCAAGUAUCGAGGCCCUCCCCGAGGUCGUGAGGGCGGUCCGGGGUCGCGUCGAGGUCUACAUGGACGGAGGCGUGCGUCGGGGCACAGACAUCAUCAAGGCGCUUGCCCUGGGAGCCAGAGCGGUCUUCGUCGCACGACCCAACAUCUGGGGACUGGCGUACAACGGUCAAGCCGGCGUGAGUAGGAUGCUCGAGAUACUCAGGGAAGAGCUGGACCGGGCACUCGCACUGAUGGGGUGUUCUUCCGUCGAUGAACUCCGUCCCGAGAUGGUUGUUCACCAAGAAUACUACUACGAUCUUCUGAAAAGACCCCAAAAAUAGCCGUGACGGCGGCUGGAUAAGAAGUAAGAACCCGCGGCUUGAGGCUCGUUACCUCAAACCGACAAUAAACAGGAAAUCGCGCAA
Ixodes scapularis (black-legged tick) is the source of this 1251-nucleotide messenger RNA. RefSeq names its product hydroxyacid oxidase 1-like. Gene Ontology annotation, molecular function: FMN binding; oxidoreductase activity. The transcript is spliced from 8 exons. Bases 1 to 1167 code for a protein of 388 amino acids. The record is from RefSeq and is a predicted model, not a curated record. Lineage: Eukaryota; Metazoa; Arthropoda; Arachnida; Ixodida; Ixodidae.